Molecule: messenger RNA, 901 nt
Organism: Hibiscus syriacus
Lineage: Eukaryota; Viridiplantae; Streptophyta; Magnoliopsida; Malvales; Malvaceae
Product: protein DETOXIFICATION 2-like
Exons: 6
Coding region: 1-894 (297 amino acids)
Cellular component (GO): membrane
Molecular function (GO): transmembrane transporter activity
Source: RefSeq, a predicted model, not a curated record
AUGAUACUUCUUGUCACAAAACAAGCUCAGAUCAUUGUUAAAUCCACAACACCCCCACUCCGACUUGCUUUGACCCACUUCCACAAAACACAUACAAAGCGAUCGUUGUCUGCCUACAACGACUCACUCUGUCACUACUUGCCAAAAAAUCUAACUGGUACACUCAUUGUUACACCAACAACUCGUUCUGACACCACUUGUGGCGGUGCUACAGCUACGGCUCUGAUACCACCUGUCACGGGCUUUGUGUUUCCACAUACCUUUCUGCUGGGCACUAAAUCGGGGUUAGGGGCCAUCGGAGCCGCGUUUUUGAUAGGUUUAUCGACUUUUUUGAAUGUGAUAUCGCUUGCCCUUUCUACGAAAUUUUCCUCAAAAUGUGAUAAAACUCGUUCUGCUUUCUCCAAAGAAGUUUUCCACAGCACCAGAGUGUUUUUCCGCUUUGCUAUACCUUCAGCUGCAAUGGUUUGUCUUGAAUGGUGGGGAUCCGAGGUUCUGAUUUUUCUCUCAGGGCUGCUACCAAAUCCAGAACUUGAGGCUUCGGUGCUUUCUAUAUGCUUGGCAGUUACUUAUCUGCACUUUUUCAUACCUUAUGGUAUAGGAACAACUACAAGACGGAUAUCACGGCCACGGUUCUCUACUUUUGCCGUGACAUACUGGGGUGUGCAUUCAGCAGCGAGGAAGAAGUCGGAUCAUGUGGCUGACAUUGUUCCCAUCGUGUGUCUUACAAUCAUUUUGGACGGUUUACAGGCUGUGCUUUCAGGAGUUGCAAGAGGGUGUUGGAGGCAGAAGAUGGCAGCAAUUGUGAACGUUGGGGCGUAUCUUAUAGGAUCCCCAUUGGGUGCAGUUCUUGCAUUCGUUCUGCAUUUCAAAGUUAAAGGCCUUUCAUUGGAUUGACAACCGG